Papaver somniferum (opium poppy) is the source of this 694-nucleotide messenger RNA. RefSeq lists its product as uncharacterized. The coding region runs from base 143 to 637 and encodes 164 amino acids. The transcript is spliced from 3 exons. The record is from RefSeq and is a predicted model, not a curated record. NCBI's taxonomy places the organism in Eukaryota, Viridiplantae, Streptophyta, Magnoliopsida, Ranunculales, Papaveraceae.
UUCACUGUGAAGAAGAAGAAAUUUUGUUAUUUCUCCAUAAGAUUUUCAUUUUCCUGAAUGAUCCAGUGAGAGUAAGAACUUUUUCCUAUUCUAAUCAGAUCAGAUCAAACCAACAGCGAUCUUUCUGAAAGUUAAAAAAAAAAUGGCUUCUUUGUCUUUGAAAACAGUUGGUCCAUCUCCAUCUUCAGCAUUUUCAGGAGCUAAUGAAGGAUCAUCAACAACAAGAAGCAAACGUCUAACUUUAGUUAGAAAUAAUCGUUUUCAGGUAAGAAAUGAAAGGAUUACAGAGCAACAGCCAAAAAGCCACAAAGUGGAGAGUGUAUCACGCAGGGAUGCAAUGCUGAGUGCCGGGCUAUGGGACUGGGUGCAAUCACCCUAUUCUCAGCUGACACUGCUGAAGCUCAUAUUGUCAAUCCCAACACUAAGCAUGAGUUCUUUGAAACGUGCAAGAUGCUUAUGGAAAAGGUUGGAUUAUCGAAGCCAAAGAACGCAAAACCACCAUCUGCAGAGCAUAAACACAACUCACCAGCAUCACAACCACCAAAAACCUUACCAAAGGAGAAAAUACCCGAAGCAACCAAGAAAGAAACACCACCACGACUUGUUCAUCAAAGCAGCAGCCAAGCAGGAGUCCUAGUAGUAGAAGCAAUAGUAGUAGAAGCAACAGCAGUUCCAAUAUGAUGAGCCUGUACUA